AUGGCAAGUGAGGAGGAGAGUGUUCUUGCCAUAAUGCAUUGCUCCGGGAAAAUUAAAAAAAAGCAAAAGCUAUGUUCGUCAAGCACUUUGUCAGAUCUAAAGAACAGCAUCUUGCAGAAGUUUGGCGUCUUUGGUACGAAGUGGGUGAAGAAGCUAUUCUACAAGAUUCCCAUCGCAGUUGUCUCGACCGGUGUUCAGUAUGAUACCUUUGUGCUAGCGGCUGAUGAAGAUAUUAGGGUUCUGUUCCAUUGUGUUAGGAGUUUUCCAGAGAUCCGAAUUCACGAGUUGUUUGCGAAGUUGGGGGUUGGUGUCGAUAGUUCUGGGGCAUCAGCUCUAUUUCAUAGCUCGACUGCCGCGGGAGGUGCGUCUAGUUCGAUGCCUGCGGUCAGACCGUAUCUUCCGCCGGUGGGUUCCCCUACGUUCGCGGCUGAUUUAGAGCGAACGGUUGUUGUUGGUUCUGUACAGUUGGAGAAUGCAGGAAUCUUUGAGCCGCCUGAUGUCGUGGGCACCGGUGGUUGCCAGUUACCUUAUAUGGAAGGCUUUGGUGAACCUGAUAGAGUAGAGAAUGCAAUGUGUGACGAUGACUCUGACCAGGAGCAUGCUGAUAUCAUCGGGGACAGCGACGACGACACAGGUGCCAAUCCACAUGCGCAGCAUGGACCUUCAAGUUCUGCUUCUCAACAGUACCCUCCACACUUCUCCACACUAAACUUGGAGGUUCUGGGUCAACAGGAGGACGGUGGUAACACGGUCGGGGGCUCUUCUACAGAAUUUCAGAUUGUGCAAUCUUUCCAGAAUAAAGAUGAGGCUGUGCUGAGUGUGAAGGACUAUAGCAUCCGGGCAGAUACUACAGUUACGGUAAAGGUAUUGCAACAAGCUACAGAAGCUGAUUAUGGUUUCAGGCCUAGUUACAGGAAGGUUUGGAUGGUGAAGCAGAAGGCAGUGGCACAAAUAUAUGGAGAUUGGGAAGAGUCGUACGCGGAGUUGCCAUGUUGGAUGCUAGGAGUACAGUCAACAAUGGCCGGAACAAUAACCGUGUUGAAGACCUCUCCUGUUCGGCUUCGUGGUGAGGUUGAUGAGUCGACGGUGUACUUUCACCGAUUAUUCUGGACAUUUUCACUCUGUAUCGAGGCAUUCUGUCAUUGCAAGCCCCUUGUCAGUAUUGACGGUACACACUUGUAUGGUAAGUAUGGAGGGACACUGCUGUUGGCGAUAGCGCAGGAUGGGAACUCCAACAUCCUCCCCAUUGCAUUCGCCCUUGUGGAAGGAGAAAAUGAAGAGUCGUGGUCAUUCUACUUGUCCAACCUACGAAAGCAUGUGAUUCCUCAGGAGGGUAUCCUUGUAAUCUCUGACAGGCAUAACGGGAUCAAGGCAUCGCUUGAGGCACCUGAGACUGGGUGGCUGCCUCCACGUGCUUUCCGAGCGUACUGUAUUCGACAUGUGGCAGCAAAUUUUGCCCUAACUUUUAAAGGUAAAGAUUCAAGGAGGAUGUUAGUGAAUGCUACCUACGCAAAGACUGAAGCAGAGUUUUAUUACUGGUUUGACAUCAUGCGGACUGAGAAUCCAGCAAUGUGUGAAUGGGCCAAUCGGAUGGAGUACGACAAAUGGACCCAACAUGAGGAUAGUGGGAACUCGAAACCUCCCGGUCAUUCGUUGGUUCAGUCAACUUACGGGAGGCUUGCUCAGCUUUUUGUGGUACGGGGACAAACAGCAGAGGCACAACUCGGAUCUGGUAAUGAAUUUUGCCAAGCAUUGGCCAAGGCAAUUGAUCGGAAUCUAAGAGACUCAAGGUGCUUCACUGUCACGUUAUACGACAGGCAUCAAUCGGAGUACACCGUGGCCGAGACAACACCAAUCGGGCGCUUCUCGAUGGGUAGCUAUAGAGUUUCCCUUAAAGAUCACAAAUGCGACUGUGGCCACUUUCAGGCGCUGCAUUAUCCUUGUUGCCAUGCCAUUGCAUGUUGCGCCUACUCCCGCCUUAAUUGGGCAUCUUAUGUUCACGAGGUGUAUCGUAUGAGUGAAGUUUUCAACGUUUACAAGCAGGGUUUUGUUCCGCCUAUCCCGGAAGGCCUAUGA
Molecule: messenger RNA, 2076 nt
Organism: Arachis duranensis
Lineage: Eukaryota; Viridiplantae; Streptophyta; Magnoliopsida; Fabales; Fabaceae
Exons: 4
Coding region: 1-2076 (691 amino acids)
Molecular function (GO): zinc ion binding
Source: RefSeq, a predicted model, not a curated record